Molecule: messenger RNA, 3107 nt
Organism: Dendroctonus ponderosae (mountain pine beetle)
Lineage: Eukaryota; Metazoa; Arthropoda; Insecta; Coleoptera; Curculionidae
Product: glutamic acid-rich protein
Exons: 4
Coding region: 243-3011 (922 amino acids)
Biological process (GO): regulation of ribosome biogenesis
Cellular component (GO): nucleolus
Molecular function (GO): telomerase inhibitor activity; nucleic acid binding
Source: RefSeq, a predicted model, not a curated record
CAUGCAGCUGUUCGCCCGUCAGUGCAGUGAAAUUGAACAUGCGCAGUAUUUGCCGCAUGGGUGGCGAUUUAUCCGCUCCUCCCUCGUGCGCAUUUUAGUGAGGUUAUAAUUCUUUCGGGAUCACUCAAAACAUUCAUGAGUAGUCUGUGAAACAAUCAUAAUUUCGCAGCGUUUUAACGAAAUUCACGGUUUAAUUUACGUGCUCGUAUCUUAAAGUGUUGAAGAAAGGUGAAAGCAUCAUUAUGUCUAUGCUCGCUGAGAGGAGAAGGAAGCAGAAAUGGUCCCUCAAUCCCCGAGGGAAAUUUUGGGCGGAAGAUAGCAAUAAGUUCGGCCAAAAGCUAAUGGAGAAAAUGGGUUGGUCAUCUGGAAAAGGCUUGGGAGCUAAGGAAAAUGGCAUGACCGAACAUAUUAAAGUGUCCUACAAGAAUGAUUCCCAAGGUGUAGGAUAUAAAGAAACUGAUGAGCAAUGGACUGAAACUCAAGAGGAUUUCAAGGCAGUUUUGGAAGCAUUAGCCGGAGAAAACCAGACAACCGACGAGUUGAAGCUCAGUUCCCUAGAGCAGAAGUCUGAGGGAUCCAAAGUUAGAGUGCACUAUAAAAAGUUUACUCGAGGGAAGGAUUUGAGCCGGCGAACCGAAAAGGAUCUCGCCUGUAUUUUCGGUAAGAAGAACUUGAAGGGGACCAAGAAAUCUGAAGAUGUCGCACCUAAAUCAGGUGGUGUAGAGGACAAGGAAGACAACAAGCAGUUUUCUAACGCUGGCUUGAUGUCCGAUUACUUUAAAAAGAAACUGCCCAGUUUCGGGAAAGUUAAUGGCUACUUAAUAGGCAACAAUGGUGUUUUAAAAAAAGCUGAUGAUGAUGAACAAUAUGAAAAAAGGCCCGCUUUUGCCAGCUCCAAUGAACAAUAUGAAGAAGAAUCUGAAUGCGAGAUAAAGCCCCAUUUUGGAUUCGGAUUCCAGCAGACGACGAAUGAAAACAGCAGGUGUGAGACUGCUAGUUUUGUGAGCAGUAAAACAAGCUCACUAAAAGCUUCGUUUGUGUCGUAUAUAUCCGAAAGCAGCAAAGACGACGACGACUCAAUUAAAAAGAAAAAGAAAAAUAAGAGGGCAUUGGAUGAUAGUACAAACAUAAAAGACACUCCCACUAAAAAGACAAAAUUAGAGCCACAAUCAUCAGAGAACAGUGUAGUAACGAAGAAACAAAAGUCCAAAAAAAUUAAAGACGAUUCAGGAAUUGCAAAUCCUGCAUUUGAUCCAAUGUAUUCAUCGGUAAAAGUAGAGAAGCACGUGUUAGAGUCCAUCGAAGAAAGUGCAUUGAGCGACAUCACAGGAGAAGUGUCUGAAACUCUGGACGACUCAAUUAAAAAGAAAAAGAAGAAGAAAAUGGGAUUGGAUGAUAGCACAAACAUAGAAGACACUCCCACUAAAAAGACAAAAUUAGAGCCACAAUCAUCAGAAAACAGUGCAGUAACUAAGAAGCAAAAGUCAAAAAAAAUUAAAGACGAUUCAGGAAUUGCAAAUCCUGCAUUUGAUCCAAUGUAUUCAUCGGUAAAAGUAGAGAAGCAUGUGUUAGAGUCCAUCGAAGAAAGUACCUUGAACGACACUAUAGCAGAAAUAUCUGAAACUUUGGAAGUGCAAGCUCAAAUUAAUAACGAAGUCACGCCAAUCAAGCUGAAAUCGGAUCCGGAAAAGAAGAAAAAGAAAAAAAAAGCUAGUAAUCUCGAAGAAUCGCCAGACAUGCAGACAUCAGUUACUGAAUGUGAAGAAAUGGAAACACCAAAGAGAAAAACGCGAACUACUGUCGAAGACAUUGCAACACCUGAGGAUGCCAAUUCAGAACGGACCGAAAAAAAGAAGAAACCUAAAAAAGACUCUUCUGAAGAGAAUGGGGAUCGCAUAGAUGUUUCGAAUCAGAAUCUGGAAACUAGCUAUUCUGAAACGGAAGUGAAAUCGCGAAAAAAAGACAAAGUUAAAAGUGAAUUUGUGGAUGCUUUGGGCAGCCAACAAAGUGCAUCAGAAGAUAAUACAUCUAAAAAGAAAAAAACGAAAAAAAACAAAGACGGUUUGGAUAACCCACUAUUCAGCAUUGGAGUGGAAAACGAGACUUCCGUAACUGAAGAACAAAGCGCGUACGCAAUCAAAUUGAAGCCGAAGAAGAAAGAUAAAAGCAAGGAAAAUGUUGGCGUGGAGAACCCAACUUUUAGUUGUAAUGACAGUGUAAAUAGCCAGGACCUUCCAAACGAAGAAUUUGAGAUUCAAAGAAAAAAGAAAUCGAAGAAAAAGAAGCGGAAAGAUACAGAGGAGAACAAGGGAUUGGACAAUCCAGCAUUGAAUUUAGAGGCAUCAAUUGAUGACUGCUGCGAUUUGAUGUUAAAUGUUGUAAGCACCCCAAUCCAGCCCACAGAGAGCAAACAUGCUUCAGAGGAUCUUAGCAUACAAAGAGUGCGAAAAGUGGAACGAAGGAAAAGUGUGCGCUUCAGCGACGUUACCAGGGAGAGAAUAAUUCCCAGCAAAGAGGAAAUGCAGGCUGAAGGAUUAGACUGCAGCAGGGAUAUUGUGGAGUUUCAAGGAAAAUUGAACGAUAGCUCGGAUCUAACUUAUCUGGACACAUUUGUACCGAAGAAAAAGUCCAAGAAAAAAGCCAAAGGCCUAGAAAAUGGCGCUUUUGAUCAGUACGCAUGUAACAUUGAGGAAACUAUUGAUUCAAUGAACGAAAAUUUGAACAACUACCAAGCUGAAAUAGAAAAUGACAUGAAUGAGGCUAAAAUGAAAUCUCUGGAAAUCGAGGACAUAAUGAUUGGCCAAGUGGGAAAUCCAGAUGGGACCGACGAAAAACUAGCCGAUGGAACUGUCAAGUUAAAAUUUAAAAACGCCAGUUUUAAGAAGCGAGCGAAAUUCAUGGAUUCUUUGACUGGCCCUAAGAAAUCCUACACACACUUGAUAAAAGGGGACAUAGUGGUUGGGUUCAAGGAAUCCAACCUGCAUGAAAUCAAGGGAUAUGGCACGGUAUAGUUGAGGAAUUUAUUGCACUUUAAUUUAAAUGUUUUGUGUUGAGUUUUAGAAAAACGCAUUGCUGGUAUUGCUAAAUAAAUACAUGUUUGUAAUUUA